Messenger RNA from Paralichthys olivaceus (Japanese flounder), 2097 nucleotides. RefSeq names its product desumoylating isopeptidase 1b (gene desi1b). Lineage: Eukaryota; Metazoa; Chordata; Actinopteri; Pleuronectiformes; Paralichthyidae. Gene Ontology annotation, molecular function: peptidase activity. Gene Ontology annotation, biological process: protein modification by small protein removal. The record is from RefSeq and is a predicted model, not a curated record.
GGCCGUGACAGAGAUGUUGUUGUUUACAGUCCCACGGUGACACAGCACAACCAGGACGUCAGCGACAGAUUCACUUUAUCUUUAAUGACAUUUUUCAAUUCAACUAGUUCAGAUAGUCUCUCUUAUAGUUUUAUAUCCCUGGUAGUUACAGCCAUACGUGUUUUUUAAUUCAAGUUUUGUGUGUAUGUACCGGUAAGCUAGCUAACCGGCUAGCUCUUGGUGGAAGUGAGUCAGCUAAAGUAAAAACCUAAGUGAACUGCAGUUGUCAGUUUUGUUGCCAUGGACCAAACUGGCUCCUUCCCGGUGAAGCUGUACAUUUACGACCUGUCCAGAGGAAUGGCCCGACAGCUCAGCGCUGUCAUGCUCGGGAAACACCUUGAUGGGAUAUGGCACACCGCGAUUGUGGUCCAUGGAAAGGAGUACUUCUUUGUUGGAGAAGGCAUCAACAGUUGUUCACCUGGUGGUACCCCUUUGGGUGAGCCUGACUCCGUUGUGGACCUGGGCAUCACUGAGGUUCCUGCAGAGAUCUUCAUUGAGUAUCUGACUUCACUUGCAGAGUCUGCAUACAGCAGUGACAAGUACAAGUUGUUCGAGCACAACUGCAACAGUUUCAGCAACGAGGUGGCUCAAUUCCUAACAGGCAAAAAGAUCCCAUCGUACAUUACAGACCUUCCAUCUGAAGUACUGUCCACGCCGUUUGGCCAGGCUCUCCGUCCCUUACUGGAUUCCGUCGUCAUUAAUCCUGGAGGCAGCAACAUAACCGGACAGCGAUAGACAGGGCUCUGUAUAUUGAUGAAGAUAUAUUCAUUCAAGGGUUUGAGUGAGAGUGGGACUCUUUGUGAACACGAGUGGAGUUAGUUAUCACAUGUUCCCAUCCCAUCAUCUCCUUGUGGUCAGUCAGGCUGGCUAAAAGCCUUUUUCGUUUUCCUUGCACAGCCUCUCUUCAUCAGUGGGGAUGCUGUUAAUUGCAGUUUAUCACAAUUCUCCUGACGUUUGCAAAGUUAUGCUCCAAUCUGAAUUUUAAAUGGGUGUUAAUGGGUUUUAUCAUGUGUCCAAGGGUUUCUAAUCCUCUAAAUGUGUUACUGUUUAUUAACUGAUUUUACAGAACCACUUGGCUCUGUUUAAAAACCACAAAGACAAAACAAAUCAAGGCCAUGGUGCCAGAUUGGAGCUAAUUCAGCAGUUCAUGAGAAGUUAGCAAGAUAAAUCUACAAUAUUAGGACAUUUUAGUCUCUUCACACAAACCUACAAGACCAAAGUUUAACCUCAUUGGCAGAGCUGACAGAUCGUUUUAUUCUGAAACCACCGGGACAUGUUUCUUCCACAAUCAGCUGGGGGUCAUCUGAAUAUAACUUCAGUGCUUUUCAGCUCACUGCUGUACACAGGCAAUGGGAUGGUUAACGCUGUCAUUUCCUGUUUUCCUUUUUUAUUUUUUCCUUCCCUGUGGAGUUUAUUUUGACAGGACUUUACUCAAAGGGCAGGGUCAGAGUACGUUAAAGUUAGAAAUGAAGUAAUCAGUCUCUCAGUGAAUCAUUGUAUUGGACCAAAUGAGGUCCUGUGUUAUCUGGACCAAGUUUGUAACCUCUGAGACACUUCAAUCAAAAACAAUAUAAUGACGACAGGGCAUGUUAGUGCUACUUUAGAUACGGGACCAAUCAUUUUUCAUCUUUACUUCUUUCAUUUGCUUUAUCUUUGAUGGUUAGUUCAGUUUAUAAAGAUCGACUGUUACAUAUCCAGGACUUAUGUCAAAUGGUAUUGACCAUUGAAGGGUUUGUGAAGUUUGUAGCCAGACACAGUAGAUUAUAUGCACAGUAGGUGUUAGGAUAACAACCACUUCACUCUUCACUCCACUAUGAUAUCACUAUGGUGUGAUAUAUAUCUACCAUCCACUUUUGUUCUCAGUUUGUUCUCAUAUUAGAACAAAAUUCUUUUUGUGUUCAAUAAUCUUCCUUUGACUUUGAAAUAUUAAUUCUUAUUGGAAUAUACUUUUAACUAUUGCACAUACUUAUUAACAAUGCUUAAAGCUUAAGAAGAAUGAAAUCAAAUUAACGUCUCCAUAAGGUGUAAUUGUCUUGAAUUCCAUUGUUCAAGGUUGGA